UCUUCCAAAUUAAUGUCCAGCCUUGGUUUUCCAUUUCCGUAGUCUAUUCUUUCUUUCUUCUGCGUGGUAUUCCAAUGGAAGAAGACGAAGGGGGACUGCUCCUAUGGAAGUCGGACUCAGCACCUCAAUCUAUGAUCUCAGUCACGGUUGGCAGAGUCAUGGUCACUCUCCUCGGUGCUCGCCCUAAGAAGCUCGCCGACGCCGUCUCCCGUCUCUUCCCCGACCACCGCCGCGGAGCUUCUUCACUAGAUUCUCUGGACGAAUCCCUCUGGUUUCUGCACAACUAUGUCAGGGACGCUGCUCAAAACCACGCCUCUUUCGAUGAAAUCCUCGUCCCCAUGAUCGAACAUUCAUUGAGAUUCAAGGACAGGAACUGGAAGCGAGGGGGGCAAGUUAUGGUGCUCCUCAACUGGCUGUUCCUUGAAGAGCUUAUUUUCCAGCCGCUUAUCAAAAAUCUUGCUGAUAUUAUUGCGAGGAAGGAUGAUCGCUAUGUCGCCCUCGGCUGGUGUAUCCUUGUUCGUAGUCUUGUGGAGUACGAGUCUGUCGCCAGUGAAUUUUCAUCGAAUGGGUUAAGGGAGAGAUUCAACGAUAUGUUGAAGGUAUUCUGCACAUGCAUUCCACGUCUGGCAUGUAUUUUAAGUAAAGGAAGUAGUAUGCAGGAAGGAUUUGAGUUACCUUCUCGCCUCUCAGUCUGUGCUGCUGAUUGUGUUGUAUCUCUGACUAAUGCGCUGACCAGAAAGUCUGAGGUUCAAACUAGGCAGAAAAGAUUAAAUUCAAGCUCAUCUCAUCAGCAAGUAACUUUCUUUUCAACUAUUGUUGAUGACCAGCGAGAGAAACAAAUUAGCAACUCUUCAAAAGACUCAGAUUCAGGCAUGGAAUAUUUACUCUGGCAUCAAUUAAAGGAUCUCGUGAUUUUAGUACAGAGGCUUCUUGCAUGGAGCAGGAAAAGUCGGCCAUUGCAUGCAAAAGGUCUGGAGCAAGUGCUUACGUGGUUGCAUGAGAUAAAUGUGCAUUAUGGUAACUUCCAAAAUGAGGCAGGAAAGGCAAAAUCAAAUAUUCUGCAAACUGGAGCAUUGCUACUCUCUUCUUGUUGGAGGCAUUACAGCAUUUUAUUAUUUUUGGAAGAUUAUAGAUUUUCUCAGCACUACCAAGAUUGGUUGAACCAGUACUUGUCAGGCAUCCAGUAUUAUUCAGGGCUGCAUACUGGGGAACAUAUCGGAAAUAAGGAUGGAAGAGAGACCACAAUUUUUUUCCUGAAUUGUUUAUGCCUUCUACUGGGUAGGCUUGACAGUAAAAGAUUUGAAAGCACAAUAUCAGAAUAUGGAACUCAGAUUUCUCAGGUUCUGCUAUUGCAGUUCCAUAGUACGGAUGAAGAUGUCAUUGACGAGGUUGUUAGCAUAUUUAAGGCAGUUUUUCUCAAUUCAAAUUUAUCAUCUGGAGGCAGUAUCCCUGAUAUUAGGCAACUAGAUGUUGUGAUGCCGUUGUUGCUUAACCUUCUAGACGAGCGGGAUAUGAUAGCUAGAGCUGUCACCAUUCUCAUUUCUGAAUGCUGUGUAAUGAGCGGAGAUAAUCAGUUCCUUUCGGAAGUCUUUAAGCGAUUUGAUUCUGAUAGUAUAAUACAGAGGAGGAAUGCUCUUGAUGUGAUUUCUGAAAUUAUUCAGAUGUCAUCAAAUACGAGAAAUUUACUGACUCAGUCAGCAUGGCAAGAUACUACUAACCGAUUACUCAAAUGCCUAGAAGAUGAAGAAAUUCUAAUCUGUAAACAGGCUGCUAAUUUGCUUCCUUGCAUUGACCCUUCUUUGGUUUUACCUUCUUUAGUACGUCUUGUCUACUCAUCAAAUGAUAGAGUUCUAGCAUCAGCUGGUGAAGCUCUCAUUGGGCUGCUCAAACGUCAUAAUCAGAACAUUGAAGCAAUCUUUAUGCUACUCGAUUGUGUUAGUGAUUUUAGCCUAUACGCAGCUCUUCCAAAUACUGGGGAUAAAGAUCAAGGAUCAAGGUUGCAAAAUGACCGAGUGCUCAGCCUAAUUCCUGAAUGGUCUCAAAGUGUUCAAGAUUGGGAGUUCUUGAUAGGACCGCUGAUUGAUAAGAUGUUUGCAGAACCAUCUAAUGCAAUUAUUGUUAGAUUCCUGAGUAUUAUAAACGAGCACUUGGUGAAAGCUACUGAUGUAGUCCUAAAGCGCAUUCUGUCAUAUGUGAAAGGACAGAAAGAGGUUAAUGAAGGCUUCUACAUUAGACGGAAGAGCGAAAACUACGAAGAUAUCUCUCUGAAUGUGCACCAAUCUCUGUUUCAGCGUCUUUGUCCAUUACUUGUUAUCAGGAUGCUCCCUCUUGAAGUUUUUAAUGACCUGAAUUUGUCUAUCAUGUAUGGUCAACUUCCUAACCAAGCAAUUAUUCGUGAUAUGGACAUUGUCGAUCCUACAUGUGUUGCAGCACUCUUACUGAACAGGUGCUAUAUCCUUUUGUUAGCUUGAUACUAGAAGAUGCUGCUGGUUCUCAAAAUAUACCAGCAAUAAAAGCCUGCCUUUUCUCGAUGUGCACCUCCCUUGUGGUCAGAGGUGAGCAGAAGCUUUCACAUUUUGACAUGUUUGAAAUCGUAAAAACCUUGGAAGUGGUUCUAUCAUGGCCGUCUCAGAAUGGGGAUGAAGUUUCCAAAUCACAACAUGGGUGUAUUGAUUGUAUGGCUUUGAUGAUAUGUGCUGAACUACAAGCUCCAAGCGGCUCCAAUUUGGAGAAGAUUGACAUUAAUCGGAAGAAAGGGCAUGCCACCUUACAAAAUUCUAUCCUCGGUUACGUUAUCCAUAAAUUAAUACAUGGUACAAGAGAACUAGUUUCAACCUAUGACUUCGGCAAUGAUGACAACAGAUCUGACAAUUCAACUCCUUUAACCUUUCGCCUCUGUAUGGCAAAUGUACUCAUUAGUGCCUGCCAGAAGCUUUCUGAUUCUCAAAAGAAACGAUUUGCUCAGAAAAUUCUGCCACAUCUCAUCGGUUUUGUUGAGGCAACAAGUACAGUGGUAGAUAUUAGAGCUGCAUGUAUCGGCGUCAUCUUUUCAGCCGUAUACCAUCUAAAGUCGGCUAUUCUGCCUUAUGCUAACGAUAUUUUCAGAGUCUCAUUAAAUGCUCUCAAAAAGGGGUCAGAAAAGGAAAGGGUAGCUGGUGCUAAGCUGAUGAUAUCUCUCAUGUCAAGUGAAGAUCCAAUUUUGGAGUGUAUUUCUGGAGGACUACUAGAAGCAAGAGAUGUGCUUUCAGGUAUAUCUUCCWUAGAUCCUUCAAUUGAGGUCCAACAAAUUUGCCAAAAGAUGCUCCAAUGUUUGCUUUCUUCAUGAGCCACUUUCUCAUCUUCCCCACAGCUAAAACUCAUUAAGAAAUUUUAUUGUUGUCUGAUAGAUGUGGAGUUCAUCUUAUUAAUUAUUUUGGAGAAGUUAUUGUCAACCAUGGUAAUUGGUAAAUGAUAAGUCUUUUUGGGAAAUUUUGAGGUUAGAGGUAUAUGUUUAAGAUGUGAUUAUUGUAGAUUAUUUUGAAAUUAGCUCGGUAUUUGAUGUGAAUUUUGUCCCCCCAAAAUUCUAAUAUACUAUAUUGAAUACUAUUGUGGUACAUAUUAGCUUA
This is a messenger RNA of Momordica charantia (bitter melon), 3605 nucleotides long. NCBI's taxonomy places the organism in Eukaryota, Viridiplantae, Streptophyta, Magnoliopsida, Cucurbitales, Cucurbitaceae. The record is from RefSeq and is a predicted model, not a curated record.